Hibiscus syriacus is the source of this 1058-nucleotide messenger RNA. RefSeq lists its product as uncharacterized. The transcript has 4 exons. The record is from RefSeq and is a predicted model, not a curated record. The coding region runs from base 425 to 868 and encodes 147 amino acids. NCBI's taxonomy places the organism in Eukaryota, Viridiplantae, Streptophyta, Magnoliopsida, Malvales, Malvaceae.
GAGGUUUUCAGCUCUUCCAGACAGGAAGGCCCAUUGCUUUUUAUUUCUUUAGGGUUGUGCUCCUUCAGACAAGGUAUAGUAUUCAUUAAGCUAGGCAUCAAGAUAAUGUAACAUCAAGGACAUCAAAAGCAAAGUGUACUGCUUUAUGGGAUUAUCAUAUAACUUUGUCUUUACAUUUUCAAAUCAAGGUAUAAAGCUAGGCUGCUCUGCUCUCUACUUUCUUUAAAAUAAUUCAUUGAGAAGUGCGGAUGUCUUGUUUUUUCCAGGGCAGUUGAGUUAUAGGAUCGAAAGGGUCUCAAGAUCACAUUUGCUUCCAAGUUCCCAGGGCCAGAAUCUUAACAGGGAUUUUGAACAAUUGAUGAAUACGAGGUAUAAUUUGGCCACUUUAUUUUUUAAUUAAGCUCAAAGAAAGAUUCGUUCAACUAUGAGUGAGUUUGGUACUGAAAGAUCAAGGCCAUGGAACAUAUAUACUAGUUCGGAUCCGAGUCCAUCUCAAGCAGUAGCAGCUGAUAAGGGAACUCCUUGGAAAAGCUUUGGAACAUCCAUGAAUGCAGUUUCUUUUGGAUUUGUUGCUACAGCCAUCUUGAUAUCGAUGUUUCUCAUAAUGGCCAUCUUAGAACACCUUUUCCGGCCUAAUUCUGCUUUCUCUUCACCCGAUCACAUUACGAAUGGUGCUUUACGCCCCGGAACGGUUCAGAAACUUGGGAAUCAAGAAAGGGUAUCAGCAUCAUACGCAUCUGAUUUCUCAGUAGUGAUGCCGGGAGAGCGGUAUCCGACCCACAUUGCGCAACAUGCCCCUCUCCCAUGCCCAAGGGAAGGAAUCUAUUGGCCACCACAUGAACAUUGUUUUGUGUCUCCCCAAGUGUAAAAGCAGAACCAAGCAAAGCAUCAUCAAGGAUCUGCUUUGCGAGAGAAAACUAAUACUUUGCAGAGGAUGUAGGAACAGAUCUAUUCUUGAUAAUAAACAUGUCGGAUGAACAAUUUGAAAGAGCAGAAUCCCUCUUAUAAAUUCAGGGUUGGAAUUGAUAGUGGAAUUGCAGAGGGGGAGUUUUCAUAGU